GCAAAACACCAAGCGCACACACUACGCAAGAACGAAAAUCGCGCAGUCAGAGAGCAAGAAGCAAGCAAGCAAGCAAGCAAGGACAGCUGCGUGGUUGACGCGAAGUGUUGUGGUGUGCGUGUGCGUGUGUGUGUCGCGUGUGUGUGUGUCGCGUGUGUGUGUGUCGCGUGUGUGAACACUCGUGCUCGCACAGUCGAUCGAACGGUGUUUGGUUAGGUGGAGGCAAGUUGAGCACCCGCACGGGCGAGGAUGAGCACGUUUGGGAAGUACUUUCGCGUGACGACCUUUGGCGAGUCGCACUGCAAAGGCGUUGGCUGCAUCGUCGAUGGGGUGCCGCCGCUGCUGGAGCUGUCGGAGGAGGACAUCCAGCCGCAGCUGACACGCCGCCGUCCAGGACAGAGCAAGCUCACCACCCCACGCAACGAGGCAGACAAGGUCUCAAUCCUCUCUGGCACGGAGUCUGGCCGAACGCUGGGCACGCCAGUUGCGCUGUUCGUGGCAAACAAGGACCAGAAGCCAGGCGACUACAACUCCACGCGGCAUGCCCCGCGCCCAUCGCACGCCGACUACACGUACACAACCAAGUACGGCGUGCAUGCGUCCAGUGGUGGCGGUCGUUCCAGCGCACGCGAGACGGGAUUUGAGAUUGGGACUGGCUUUGAGGGCACAAAGCUGCGUGGGUCUGAGCAUAACGACGCGUUUGUGAAGAAAGGCACGUCGCUGGGCACGGAGACCAACAACAGCGGCGGCAUUCAGGGUGGCAUCAGCAAUGGCGAAAGCAUCUAUUUCCGCGUCGCAUUCAAACCUCCCGCCACCAUUGGGCAGGCGCAGACCUCGGCCAACUUCAGCGGCGAGAAGGACGUGGUGGCGGCAAAGGGGCGACACGACCCGUGCGUUGUGCCGCGCGCCGUGCCCAUUGUGGAGAGCAUGGCUGCGCUUGUGCUCGCCGACGCCGCGCUUGCACAGUUGGCUCGACAGGGGGCCACGCCACGCCACGCCGGUGUUGGCAGCAACGAUGUCGACGCGCUGUCUGCCGAGGACCUGCGCGUGCGCUACGACCGCGAGCUGCGGCUGAAGGAGCAGUACCAGAAGCGGCUGCAGAAGCGCGUUGAGGCCGAUGCAAGGGCCAUCCCCACCAGGUACCUGUAUCCUGGGCUGAUUGUCGCUGGCGUGUUGGCGGGCGUCUACCUUGGGCGCCGGCUGUUUGGAGCGCCGAGCUACGCCUCGUCAUCAAGCCUCGUGCUCGGCUACUGA
Salpingoeca rosetta is the source of this 1254-nucleotide messenger RNA. RefSeq names its product chorismate synthase. The transcript has 3 exons. Bases 250 to 1254 code for a protein of 334 amino acids. The record is from RefSeq and is a predicted model, not a curated record. Gene Ontology annotation, biological process: chorismate biosynthetic process; aromatic amino acid biosynthetic process. Gene Ontology annotation, molecular function: FMN binding; chorismate synthase activity. Gene Ontology annotation, cellular component: cytosol. NCBI's taxonomy places the organism in Eukaryota, Choanoflagellata, Craspedida, Salpingoecidae.